AUGUUACAAGGUCUCUUCGACGAAGAUGGCGGUGGAGACACAGAUUUUUCUUAUCAAAUCACUUCGAGUUCCAGUGCGAAAUCAACAGUUGAGAGACCUCCAGCCCCACGAAAUCAAACAAAUUUAUGCGGCUUGCAAAACCAAGGAGCAACUUGCUACUUGAAUGCUCUUAUACAGACGUUACUUUUCACACCAGAAUUUCGUGAGCCUUUAUUCAGUCUUUCAGCGAAAGAUCUCAAUCUUCCACCGUACUCCACCGAUUCAAGUCAAACUUCAUCGAUUGGAACGACUUUAAAAGUGCGUAAAAUUAUCGUUGAAUUACAGCGACUCUUUGCCGAAAUGCUUCUACUGAAUCAACAAGCGUGUUCGUCUAUUCGCUUAACCGAUAGUUUUGGUUGGCAAUCCAAUGAAACUUUCGAUCAUCAAGAUGUGCAUGAACUGAAUCGAUUACUUUUCGAUGCUAUUCAAAAAUCUCUGCAAGGCACCAAACAAUCAAAUUUAAUACGAACGUGCUAUGAAGGCUCAACAAUAAACUACACACAAUGCAAAAAAUGUCAAAAAGUUUUCAAACGCAUAGAAGAUUAUCAAGAUUUACCAUUAGUAGUGCAAGAUAGUCCGAAUUUACAAAAUUCACUUGCGAAUAUGUUCACAAUUCAUGAACACUUGAUUGGUGAUAAUCAAUAUCGAUGUUCGUCCUGUGCGAAUACUUUGUGUGAUGCUGAAAAGUGGGCAAAAAUAAGCAAACUGCCACCGAUUUUAACAUUGCCGUUACAACGAUUUGUCUAUGACAUUAAAACGGGUAAUCGAUUGAAGAAAACAACACGAUAUGAAUUUCCAUUUGAAAUUGACUUGAAAGAAUUUUGUGAUGAUUCUGUGAUUGCGACCGUUUAUGAAUUGUUUGCUGUAGUCAUUCAUAAAGGUACAUGUUAUUCAGGACAUUACUAUGGUUAUAUUAAAGAUGUUGAUCAGAUUGGCACAUGGAUACGUCCCCCACCACCGGCUUCGCCUGCACCAAAAUCAUCAAAUAAACAGAAAGCAUCGAACACUCGUACCAGUAAGAACACCGGCGCAAAUGAACCUGUCGAAUCGGAGGAAGAAACGGCGAAAAAAAUUGAUCUACUUCGCACGAUAUUGUUGUCCCAUGAUGAUUGGUUCACAAUUGAUGAUCUUCUAAAAACUUACCGAGAGAACACAACAGUACCAUGGAGUCGCACACGUAAUUCGAAUGGUGCAUUCACGAAAUUUCUUCGCAGUCACCCUGAAAUCUUCCAUGUCGAUGAUAAACGUGUUCGAUUAGUUGAACAAAUGGAUGUAGACCAGAACGAGGUUGCUGAUAUGGAUUAUGAAUCAUCGCAACUAGAAAAACCGGAAACCAACGACGAUGAUAAUGAACAUUGGUUUUGUUUCGAUGAUUCAACUGUGACAUGUGUAACCCAACAGCAUAUCCAAAGACAUUAUGGACUGAGCGAUUGUGCAUACAUGCUAUUCUAUAGAUUAAAAACUCCGCGAAAAAAGAAUGAUUCAAGCAUGGAUUGUUCGGAUACAGUCUAUUCCAUUCCACAAUGGCUAAUUGAUGAGGUUUCUGAAAAGAAUAAAAUUUUAGAAGAAAAACGCGAAGUGUAUGACAAGUAUCAAAAUCAGUUACCGGUGACGAUUUAUCCAGGUGAAUGGUUUGAGGUGAUUGAAGGUUGUCGAUUGAAUUUAAACAAUGCCAAUCAAAUGCUCUUUCCUGAUCCAUACGGCGAACAUAUGUUUGACAAACGGACAAAAACCAAUGAAUUCAUUUCUAUUCUAAAGACUUUAUAUGGUGAUGAUACAGAUUUUUUUACCUCCAAAAAACUUCGCUCUGGCCAAUUACAUAUCAUUAGUAGAUUAAUAAAUGUCGAUGAUGAUCUUACUUUAGAUAAAAACGAUCUAUCCACUUAUCGAAAUCUCAUUGUCUUCAAGCAUCCAUCUACACUACCGAAUACGGUCAUCCAAGGCGAAGAAUUCGAACCAAUUAUGCUGAAUAUAGUGUACGGCUUUCCUGAUGCACAUAUUCAUGCAUCGCGUUUGCAAAACACUCGACAUGUAUCCAAAAACACUACCUUAGCGGAAUUGAAGGAAGUCCUCUUCCGAGAUUAUUAUCAAUAUGAAGAUCAGCAAGUUUUGCGGCAGGUUCGAAUGGGCAAAUUGAAUUUAGAAGAAAAGAACAAUCGAAAACUACGACGAGAAUAUAAAAUUGAUGAAGAAAAACAAACACUAGCACAAUUGAAUUUGCACGAUGGUGAUACGUUAGGAAUUGAUAAUAAAAACUCUUUUGUACCAAGCUGGAAAGAUGCCUCAUCAAAUAGUGCUAACAUGGGUAAAACUCAAUUAUCAUUGACAAUCAAAAACAAUGUUGAUUCAAUAAAUACCAAACCAAUGACGUAUAGUUGUUUCAAUACGACUCUGAUCGGUGAAGUGAAACGCAAGGCGGUUGAAGCAUUCGGUAUAUCAUUAGAUCCAUCUAUGUGUCGACUGUAUAUUGACGAUGAUUCGGAUCUGGCAAGCAUUCCUCUCUAUGAUCAUCAGACAGUUGAUACAAUUGAUUUCAAACAAAGUGCUACAAAUUUGUGUUUAAAAGCUGGACAGGCACUGAAAGAAAACGAAGUUCUCGUUUGCAUUCAAUCAGACAGAGAACCAAGUCCAUUAGAGUUAAUUGUCGAUUGCAGCAUGACAUUAACUGAUCUGUGGAAUCUAAUUAAACAAGGACUUCUAAUGAAUGACGACGACAAUGAUUACCAUCUAUGUGAAGUGAAAUCCUCGCUGAUCAAUGAUGGUCCACCAUUGAAUGAUUUCGAUCAAAAUUUAGUUGUCAAUGGGUUGACAAAUGGGAUUCAAUUAGCCAUGCGACCAGGCAGUGUUGCACCGAGAAAUCAUGUCCGAUUGAAGGUUUACAAGAUUAUCAAUAAAUAUCAUAAGCCGAUGGAAGCAACUCAUACACGAUGGAAAUUUGAAUUGAGUGAAUUGAAUGAACGCUUCGAGUUGCCUAUCACAUCUCCAUUCAAUGUUCUUCGUGAACGUAUCGCGAAAUUGAUUGAUUUCAAAGUGCCAUUGGAAUAUGAAAACACUGCUCAACCUUAUGAAUUCAUUCGUCUCUAUGAUAUUGAAGAUGAACAACCAACGACGAUCGUUCAUGAACCAGUUCUUACUACUCNAAACAACAAAUCCGGAAUUGUAUCAACGGCAAGCGCGAAGUCUCUAGAUUUAACAUCAGUGAAUAUACUCGAUCAAGCGAAUUUAAACCAACAGUUACAUUUGCCACGUCUUCUUGCUCUACGAUACGUUCGGUCGACCCGAUGUAAGAUCAAUAUCCCGUUCUUCCUUCUUCUAGUAACGAAAAUUUCGGUUACACCUUGCCUGCGUGCGUUGACAAUCAUGUAUGGUGAUUUGAUUUAUUUAUGUAAACGUUUACCUGGAACGAUAUUUGAUCGUUUGAAAGAACUGUGGUUAUUCAGUAGCGACACUGAUGGCCGUAUUGUUAUGAAAGAUAUUGACAUUUUACUCCACGCAUUUCCAUGUCUACGGAAUUUCUCGUUUUUAAUGCAUUCAAGUCGAUCGAUCAAUCGAAAUAUCGAAGAAAUUAUUGAAAUGAUCUUAUGUUCAUUGCCCGAUCUUAUCAGUUUUCGUAUUGCAUGCCGUAAAGGUUCAUUUCAUGUGCCGUCGUUAACUGAUAUUGGUAUACGCAGAUCGUGGAUAAAACGAGUAUUACAUGUAAAUGAAUGUGAGCACGUUCACGUGAUCAUUCGUCAAAAGGAAAUUUCAAUUUGGAAAUAG
Messenger RNA from Adineta ricciae, 3798 nucleotides. The record is from the annotation of a GenBank genome assembly. Lineage: Eukaryota; Metazoa; Rotifera; Eurotatoria; Adinetida; Adinetidae.